Molecule: messenger RNA, 2134 nt
Organism: Apis mellifera (honey bee)
Lineage: Eukaryota; Metazoa; Arthropoda; Insecta; Hymenoptera; Apidae
Exons: 7
Coding region: 1-1941 (646 amino acids)
Source: RefSeq, a predicted model, not a curated record
AUGAUAUCUUCAUUUCCGUCAUACGACGAAGAGCUUUUGAACAGCGCGUAUGCGAAUAUAAAUCUAAUCGCCGACAAAGCUUGGACUUUCGACAAGGAAGGAGAUUCAUUUCAAAAACUGAAUCAUUCUUUGUCGAUUCAGAAUUAUAAAUUGACUGCAAAGUACAAAGAAAAUGGUUCCUAUCAAACGAAAAGUGUUCGCGAUGUUAUUCCUAAUUCCCGUUUGGCCAGCUAUGGCAACUAUGAGUACAAUGAAGAACGCGAGAACACGUAUAAAACAGACGACAAUGAGGGCCCUGUUUCACUAUCGAAUUUCUGUUGGACGGAAGUUACCGAGCCAUGGAUGCUUCCGGAGGUCGAAAAGCACUUCGCCUGGUUAACUUCGAAUGGACCACGAUCGAAUCGUGAAUUAUCGGCAACAAGGAUACUGGAGCCUGACGAUGUGUCGAAGAUCGGAUGUGGUUUCAAGUCGCAUUGGGAUGAUUGUUUGCACAGUCAACACGUGCAGAGGUUGAGAUCGACAGAAAAGAAGAUCAGGACGAAUCAUGAAACGAGCAAAGAAGCAAACCUGAUCGAGUCAGAUCCUACCGAAAAGUUGGAUAAUUAUUACGAAUAUCAACGUUACACCAUCGAAAAUUCUAUGGAGAUGCAGCUACAUAUUCGCGUAACUAGUGACGCGGUUCGAAACUUAUGGAAAGUGGGCAGCAAUGUCCAACAGCAAUUUCUCCAACAGAAAAUGCGUUUGCAGUGUUAUCGUCUGCAACAGCCUCGAGAGCAGAAUUGCCAGAGCAAGGAACGCCAGCAACAAUUCUAUUAUACAGUCCAAUAUCGACCAUUAAUACUUAGAACGGAAUAUCAAGCAGCAAGAACCGAAACUUACGGAAUAAGGAAACAUUUGCCACCGGUUCUCAGUCCAGAAGUGCCGGAAUUUUUUCCAAAGGUGCCGGUGACAAGAUUCAACAGCAACAAGGAACAAAACGUUAAUCGCGUGCAAUAUUUCCCAUCCCUUAACGAGAGAAGUUAUCAAAACGAAUUAUUCCCUUACAACAGAACUUACGAAAAUACAGGAGCUAUAUACCAGGAAGUAAAAAAAGAUAUACUUGGAAGUUGUGAAUUUCAGAGUACAGGUAUACCAUUGUUGUCAGCUACCGAUGCGACAACGUUCAUUCGACCUCCUCAACAAUGGUAUCAAAGGAUACCACCACCAGCACAAAUACAAAUAUCCACCUCCUCCUCAACGCCAAUGUGUACAUCUGUACAACCUCUGCGAACUACUACUAUCACUCAUCAUCCCUUACAGGUAAAAUUAAUCAAAGAUAUAUUUCAGGUGCAAGACAAGUUUUUACAAUCGAAUCCUAUACCAAUACCUGUUUAUCAACAUCCUAUAGAAUUGUAUCAUGAAACAGGGCAAAAAAGGAAAAACCAAGGCGUUGAUUUUAAAAAUUUGAUACUGUUGACGAAAAAUGCAAUGAAGGCUCACCGUGGGCAACCAAAGAGCACGCAGCAUAAGCCUUCUCACUAUAUUGAAGGAAAAAAUCGAGCUUCGAAAUCAGAAUCCGAGGUCCUUCAAUGGUUGGACAAGAGUUGUCCAUCGAAAACGAAAGAUUUUUCUACUGCUAAUACCCUAGUCACGGAAUUGAGGAAUUUUGAGGAGAAAAAUGAUAGAAAAGCUUCCAAUACGAAACGAGAGAAGGAUAUCACGAGAAGUAGUGAACGGAUAAAAGCAGAAGUGCCAGGAUCGAACGCGAAGGCGAGCAGUGAAAGAGAUAAAAAUGAUACGCGAAACAGAAGAAGGCUUUAUAGAGAUGUCCUAACCAAUGCUUCUGCGAAUCAAACUACUUUGGAAAACGUAUUUGAAAAAAGGUACGAUGAAUUAGAACAACAAGCAAUGGAGCAAUAUAGAACUUCAGAGGAAUCUUUGGCGCUUAAAUAUCAAGUAUAAUAUUUUAUUCUUACAUUCAUUUACUUUAAAUCGUGAUGUUCGCUUCAUUUGCAAAUUUUGCGAAUACAUUUAAGAAAUUCACUAAAAUUAUUCGUAUGUAUCAAAAUAUAUCUUUUUAUCAUAAAUAUCACUAUCGAAUCGAAAUUGUUUUAUAAGAUAGAUACAUAUAUUUUAAAAGAUAACCAAUUUUGUU